Sciurus carolinensis (gray squirrel) is the source of this 952-nucleotide messenger RNA. It is a transcript of the gene Snapin, whose product is annotated as SNAP associated protein. The transcript is spliced from 4 exons. Bases 48 to 458 code for a protein of 136 amino acids. NCBI's taxonomy places the organism in Eukaryota, Metazoa, Chordata, Mammalia, Rodentia, Sciuridae. Gene Ontology annotation, molecular function: SNARE binding. Gene Ontology annotation, biological process: lysosome organization; lysosome localization; regulation of synaptic vesicle exocytosis. Gene Ontology annotation, cellular component: BLOC-1 complex; synaptic vesicle; BORC complex. The record is from RefSeq and is a predicted model, not a curated record.
UUCCCGGCGGCCCUCGCGGCAGGUUCCGGGCAUCGGGAGGGUUGGAGAUGGCGGGUGCUGGUUCUGCUGCUGUGUCCGGGGCAGGGACCCCAGUGGCAGGGCCCACAGGCCGCGACCUUUUUGCCGAGGGGCUCCUCGAGUUCCUGCGACCGGCUGUGCAGCAGCUCGACUCCCACGUCCACGCCGUCAGAGAAAGCCAGGUAGAGCUCCGGGAACAAAUUGACAACCUAGCUACGGAACUUUGCCGAAUCAAUGAGGAUCAGAAGGUGGCUUUGGAUCUUGACCCCUAUGUUAAGAAGCUGCUUAAUGCCAGGCGACGGGUUGUUUUGGUUAACAACAUUCUACAGAAUGCUCAGGAACGGCUGAGGCGGCUAAACCACAGUGUUGCCAAGGAAACAGCCCGCAGGAGGGCAAUGUUGGAUUCAGGAGUUUAUCCUCCGGGUUCCCCAAGCAAGUAGCAAGACAGAAGAUGGUAUGGGACCUGAGUAGCACAAAUACUGUUACCCAGUUGACUUGUUUCAACAGACAUGAGAAGAUUCAGGGAAACAAUUUUUGUAGACUUUGGACACCAAAAUGACAGCCCUGUUUAAAGCACUUACUUAUAUAGGGAACCCAGGAAACCUGUGUGCAGUAGGACUCAAGUUCCCAGAGGAUUUACAUUACAGUUCUUGCUCCCUUCCAAGAAUGAACUGAGGCUUCUACAUUUUUUUAAAAACUACAAACUUAAGGCCCACCUUUUUCAGGCCUAGUUAACCAGAGUGGAGCAUCUUUUGUUACACAUUUGGUUACCUGGAUCCAGGCAACAGGUCCUCUACCUAUGACUUUUUUGUUUACAUGAGAAUUUAGAGCAGGCAAAGUCAAGGUGACCUCUCCCCACCCUCUUUUGUUGAUUGCACUGGCUUGAAUAGCAGUACUGCUAGAACCAUUUAAUUCAAUAAAUGCUUAAACAGUA